Messenger RNA from Pongo pygmaeus (Bornean orangutan), 2765 nucleotides. RefSeq names its product solute carrier family 51 member A (gene SLC51A). NCBI's taxonomy places the organism in Eukaryota, Metazoa, Chordata, Mammalia, Primates, Hominidae. The transcript is spliced from 12 exons. The record is from RefSeq and is a predicted model, not a curated record. The coding region runs from base 633 to 1655 and encodes 340 amino acids.
AGUGACAGGCACUUCCAAGGGCAAACCCCACCCCCAUCCCCACACGUGCUGGGGAACCGAGAGGUCCUGCCCCCAAAAGGCUGAUGUUGUUGGAGAAAAUAUAACCUGGAGAAACACAUGGGAAGAAAGUUGGGAGACAGCACUGCAGGGAGAGUUCUCCGGCUGGCUCCCCAUUGUACAUUGUGGUGUCUCAAGGAGGGCGACACACAUAAUUCAUGAGAUACAGCAUCUUCUGGCCCAGCGUGGGGCUGGCUAAGCCCAUCAUCCAGAUGUGAUGAACUGGGGUCUGGGAAACCCACACCGGCCUCAUCUGGCUUUUCCAGCCUGUCCUCCCUUCCACACAUCAGGCCCACAGCGCCCAACACAGCCGAGGCCUCAGCCCUCAGUCUCCCCGCUGCGGAGUGCCCCAGCCUGAGUUCCAGCAGGUUCUUCAGGGGCUGGGGACCAGGGAGCACUGUGGUGAGGAGCAAGGACUUCGUCCCCACCCCGGCCCAGACAGGGGCUUCGUGCCCAGGCAAGGCCAGCAGCACAGCGGUGCAGCAGGAGCCGCCCCCCACCCCGGCCCCACCUGCCCGCCCCGCCUGCCCUUCCUCACCCCGGGUGCCUGCGGGAUUGUUGGAGAGAACGUGGUGAUGGAGCCGGGCAGGACCCAGAUAAAGCUUGACCCCAGGUACACAGCAGAUCUUCUGGAGUUGCUAAAGACCAAUUACGGCAUCCCCUCCGCCUGCUUCUCUCAGCCUCCCACAGCAGCCCAACUCCUGAGAGCCCUGGGCCCUGUGGAACUUGCCCUCACCAGCAUCCUGACCUUGCUGGCGCUGGGCUCCAUUGCCAUCUUCCUGGAGGAUGCCGUCUACCUGUACAAGAACACCCUUUGCCCCAUCAAGAGGCGGACUCUGCUCUGGAAUAGCUCGGCACCCACGGUGGUGUCUGUGCUGUGCUGCUUUGGUCUCUGGAUCCCUCGUUCCCUGGUGCUGGUGGAAAUGACCAUCACCUCGUUUUAUGCCGUGUGCUUUUACCUGCUGAUGCUGGUCAUGGUAGAAGGCUUUGGGGGGAAGGAAGCAGUGCUGAGGACACUGAGGGACACCCCGAUGAUGGUCCACACAGGCCCCUGCUGCUGCUGCUGCCCCUGCUGUCCGCAGCUGCUGCUCACCAGGAAGAAGCUUCAGCUGCUGAUGUUGGGCCCUUUCCAAUACGCCUUCUUGAAGAUAACGCUGACCCUGGUGGGCCUGUUUCUCAUCCCCGACGGCAUCUAUGACCCAGCAGACAUUUCUGAGGGGAGCACAGCUCUAUGGAUCAACACUUUCCUCGGCGUGUCCACACUGUUGGCUCUCUGGACCCUGGGCAUCGUUUCCCGUCAAGCCAGGCGACACCUGAGUGAGCAGAGCAUGGGAGCCAAAUUUGCUCUGUUCCAGGUUCUCCUCAUCCUGACUGCCCUACAGCCCUCCAUCUUCUCAGUCUUGGCCAACGGCGGGCAGAUUGCUUGUUCGCCUCCCUAUUCCUCUAAAACCAGGUCUCAAGUGAUGAAUUGCCACCUCCUCAUACUGGAGACUUUUCUAAUGACUGUGCUGACACGAAUGUACUACCGAAGGAAAGACCACAAGGUUGGCUAUGAAACUUUCUCUUCUCCAGACAUGGACUGGAACCUCAAAACCUAAGGUGGAUGGCUGGGACAAUGAAAGGAUGCUGUACUCAUUAGAAUACAGGAUUCCUUUACUGUCCCUCAACGUUGACCAAAUGGGAAGCAUUCCCCCUUGUCAACACAAGCUGGCAGAUACAUUUGACUUUACAGAUGAAGGUGAACAAUGUUAGGAUAAAAUUGCUUUGGAUCUUGCCUGGAAGGUGUUUUAAGUUUUGUAAUAAACAAGAUGACGUCUGAAAAUGUGUAACUGGGCACCUUGCCUCUGUCCAUGUCACUAUUAACCCUUCAAGGUUGUAUAUUGCUGGCUGGGUGUGGCAGCUCAUGCCUGCUAUCCCAGCACCUUGGGAGCCUGAGGCGGGAGGAUCACUUGAGCCCAGGAGGUUGAGGCUGCAGUGAGCGAUGGUUGUGCCAUACACUCCAGCCUGGGUGAUACAGCCAGACCCUGUCUCUGGAAAAAAAAUAAAAGAAAGCUUACUGAGCUUUCCUAAAGCAGAUGAAAAGAAGAGUAUAUAGUAUUGUGUCUGGCAUAAGAAAAGGAGAACUUGGUGAAGUGAAAUAGCACCAGCCCAGAGUCUUGAAGAAGCCAGGGGCCCUGGAGAACAGAUGGAAGGUAAUCUUUCCCUGACAGGUGUGCUACUAGGGCACCAACCACACGGGGCCCUGGAGAACAGAUGGAAGGUGAUCUUUCCCUGACAGGUGUGCUACUAGGACACCAACCACACGGGGCCCUGAAGAACAGACGGAAGGUGAUCUUUCCCUGACAGAUGUGCUACUAGGACACCAACCACAGGGGGCCCUGGAGAACAGACGGAAGGUGAUCUUUCCCUGACAGAUGUGCUACUAGGACACCAACCACACGGGGCCCUGGAGAACAGAUGGAAGGUGAUCUUUCCCUGACAGGUGUGCUACUACGGCACCAACCACAUGGGGCCCUGGGGGUCUGGGUCAGCCUCACUUUGUGGGACAAUGGCUUUUGCGUCUUCAGUGACAAGCUACAAAAGGAAUCUCCUAACGCUGUGGUCAUGGAGCUUGAUUUCUAAGGAAAGAAUCAGCAUGUGGAAGCAAAGGCACCGAGAGUCCAAGUAAAAGUCCCAAAUCCAUAAAAUGCACCACACAGGUCAAAACA